Melospiza georgiana is the source of this 2489-nucleotide messenger RNA. It is a transcript of the gene SORBS3, whose product is annotated as sorbin and SH3 domain containing 3. Bases 176 to 2152 code for a protein of 658 amino acids. NCBI's taxonomy places the organism in Eukaryota, Metazoa, Chordata, Aves, Passeriformes, Passerellidae. The transcript has 20 exons. The record is from RefSeq and is a predicted model, not a curated record. Gene Ontology annotation, molecular function: protein binding.
CCGGCGCUGGAGGCUCCUGGCCGGGCACGGGAGCGGGAGUUCGUGCCGUGGCUUUUCCCUCCGUGCCGCUCGCAGCUCCGGCCCGCUCGCCCCGGGGCUCCCCAAAAGCCCGGAGCUUCUCGGGGGGCACCGCACAGGAGGGCAUCCCCCGGGCACCAUCCCGCGCCCCCCGGCCAUGGCGGGCCGGCUCCUGCCCCCCGACCCCAGCCCGGCCCUGGGGGUGGAGGACGUUCCCCGCCUCCUCCCCGCCCCACAGGUGUCCCCGCAGCACAGGGUGCCCAUCAUCCGCCACCGCGGCUCCAACACCCUCAACUUCCACUUCCACGAGCCGGAGAGCCGCGGCACCGCCCAGAACAGCCCGGGAGCUCCCAAGAGCUCAGUGAAUGAGUGGUACCAGACCUGGCCAGCCAAGGAGCCCAAAGCCCCCAGUACCCAGGUGCCCGCCCAGCCCAGCCCCAGCCCCAGGGCCGCCCCGGGCUGGUCGGCGACCUGGACCAAGGACAGCAAGCGGCGGGAGCGGCGCUGGGUGAAGUACGAUGGCAUCGGGCCCGUGGACGAGACGGGGAUGCCCCUGGCAUCUCGCUCGAGCGUGGACAGCCCCCGGGACUGGUACCGCAGCAUGUUCCGGCAGAUCCACCGCAAGCUGCCAGAGCCCGACUGGGACACCCAUUCCUGCCCCACCACGGCGCCUCCAUCGCCCCCCAAGCCGCGCAGGAGGGGCUCGGCCCCGGCUGAGCCCCCCGGGAUGCCCAACGGGAUGGACUGGACCCGCUGGGGCGGCACCGGUGCCACCGCCGAGCCUGGCAGCAUUUUUGACUACGAACCAGGGGAGUUCUGUCCGCGGGAGCAGAGCCCGGCAGCAGCGCGGCCGAAGCGGGCUCAGUCCAUCGAGGUGCUGCUGGAGCAGGAGCUGGAGCAGCUCAGCGAGGAGCUGGACAAGGACAUGAGGGACAUGGAGACGCGCCGGGCACCCCGCCAGAGCCCGGCCGCUGCUCCCACCGCUCGCUCCCCCGCUCCGGCCUCCCCGGCUGCUCGGAGCCCCCUGUCACCCCAGCGGCUGUGGAGCCCCCCUGGCACCCAGCACUCAGCUGCCACCCCCAGCAUGGAGCGGGCUGGGCUGGGGCUGGCCAGUGACCGGAGCCCUGGCAGAGACACCCUCAGGCCAGGGACCCUGCCCAGCCUGUCGGACCUGGGGGAGCCCGUGGAGGCCGUCAGGAGGGAGGAGAAGAAGAUGAAAGCUGCUCGCCUCAAGUUCAACUUCCAGGCUGAGUCUCCCAAGGAGCUGACGCUGCAGAAGGGCGACAUCGUCUACAUCCACAAGGAGGUGGACAGGAACUGGCUGGAGGGGGAGCACCACGGCCGCGUGGGCAUCUUCCCCUCCAACUACGUGGAGAUCCUGCCGCCCACCGAGGUGCCCAAGCCCAUCAAGGCUCCCACGCUGCAGGUGCUGGAAUACGGCGAGGCGCUGGCGCUCUACAACUUCCGAGGGGAUGUGCACGUGGAGCUCUCCUUCCGCAAGGGCGAGCGGAUCUGCCUGGUGCGCCGGGUGAACGAGAACUGGUACGAGGGGCGCAUCUCGGGCACCAGCCGCCAGGGCAUCUUCCCCGCCACCUACGUGCAGGUGCUGAAGGAGCCGCGGGUCAAAACCACGGCCGAGGACAUCCCCGCCUCCCCCGGCCCCGCCAGCCCCCGGUCCCCGGCCCUGCAGCGCUCGCCCGGCCCCCGCAGCCCCCAGGCUCCCGCGGGGUCCCCCCGGGAAGCCAAGCGGGGUCCCGGCGUCGGUGCCACCUUCCCCCCGUCCCCAAAGCUGCCCCACGCCGGCACCCCCAGCCCCUUGGUGGCUUCUGCCAGCCCCCCACACCCUGCGGAGCCGCGGCGUCCUGGCUGGAGCCCCGAGCAGCGCCCGACCCCGGCGGUGGCACAAAGCAGCGCCCGGCCCGAGCCCGCCCCGUCCCACAACGGCUCCGAGAUCCGGUGGACUCCGUACCGGGCCCUGUACCAGUACCGGCCCCAAAACGCCGACGAGCUGGAGCUGCUGGAAGGGGACAGGGUGGAUGUCAUGCAGCAAUGCGACGACGGCUGGUUCGUGGGAGUGUCCAGGAGGACGCAGAAAUUCGGCACUUUCCCCGGGAAUUACGUGGCGCCGGUGUGACCCGCGGCCGUGGGCACCGCGGGGGCUUCCCCGUGUCCCGCCGUGUCCCCGCCGUGUCCCGCCGUGUCCCCGCACGGGGAUGAAGCGCCUCCAGCUCCCUCCCGCCCCUAUGGGGCUGCUUCUAACAGGGACGGAUCCCCCAGCGCGGGCUGUCUCCCCCGCCCCGCUGCCUUAACGCGCCCCCUCCUCACCGCUGCCGGUGCCACCGGGCCGGGAUCGCUCUGCCCGGUGCCGGGCCUGACCAUGACGGCCGGGCCGCGCCGUGCGGGUCCGCGUCCGGGAGUCGCCUUCGCUUCUUUUCCGUCAUUAAAGCUCCGCUCAGCGCCGCUCUGGGAGU